This is a messenger RNA of Lotus japonicus, 1766 nucleotides long. RefSeq lists its product as uncharacterized. Gene Ontology annotation, biological process: rRNA base methylation; tRNA methylation. The transcript has 10 exons. The coding region runs from base 74 to 1294 and encodes 406 amino acids. The record is from RefSeq and is a predicted model, not a curated record. Lineage: Eukaryota; Viridiplantae; Streptophyta; Magnoliopsida; Fabales; Fabaceae. Gene Ontology annotation, molecular function: iron-sulfur cluster binding; RNA methyltransferase activity.
GUUUGGUUCCUCUUGAUGAUUUUUCAUCUUCAUUAUCUCCUCUUGUGGAAGACACUGUAAGAGAAGAGCGAUAAUGCUGGCGUUGCUUCAGCACUGCUCUGCGCCUCUCGCACGUGCGUUCCGUCCGCCACCUCGCACACGUGCCAUGGCCAUCGCCGCCGCUUCCCCUCGCACCAUCUCACAGCCUCAGGUUCUCCUUGGCUUAUCUGAGCAGGACCUUCGACAGCUUGCCCUUGACUUGGGUCAGCAAGGUUUCAGGGGGAGGCAACUGUAUCAUCUUAUAUACAAGAGGAAGAUUAGAGAAGUUCAGGAGUUUAUUCAGUUGCCUCAGGCAUUUAGGAAUGAUCUCGAGGAAGCUGGAUGGAAGGUGGGGCGGUCUCCUAUUUUCAAGAGUGUCACUGCAGCUGAUGGGACUGUUAAGUUGUUGUUAAAGUUGGAGGACAACAGGUUGAUUGAAACUGUUGGUAUUCCAGUUGAUGAUGAUAAAGGUUCAGGUCGCCUCACAGCAUGUGUCUCAUCACAGGUUGGUUGCCCUUUGCGUUGCUCUUUUUGUGCCACUGGGAAAGGGGGCUUUUCAAGGAAUCUUCAGAAACAUGAAAUCGUUGAGCAGGUCUUAGCGAUUGAGGAGGUCUUCAAACGCAGGGUGACAAAUGUGGUGUUUAUGGGAAUGGGAGAACCAAUGUUAAACCUGAAGGCAGUACUUGGAGCACAUCAGUGCUUAAAUAAGGAUGUGCAAAUUGGGCAGAGAAUGAUGACCAUCUCCACUGUGGGGGUUCCAAAUACAAUGAAGAAGCUGGCUACUCACAAACUUCAAUCGACUUUAGCUGUGAGCCUACAUGCUCCUAACCAGAAACUCAGGGAGACAAUUGUUCCAAGUGCGAAAUCCUACCCAUUGGAGGCACUCAUGAAAGAUUGCAGUGAAUACUUCCGCGAAACAAAUAGACGAGUUUCCUUUGAAUAUGCACUUUUAGCUGGAAUCAAUGACUCAGUGGAUCAUGCAGUAGAACUAGCUAAACUACUUCGUGAAUGGGGAUCUGGUUAUCAUGUCAACCUGAUACCUUUUAAUCCAAUAGAAGGCUCUGAGUAUAAGCGUCCUUACAGGAAAGCAGUGAAAGCAUUUUCUGAUGCUUUAGAGUCCUCUAAAAUUACUGUUAGCGUACGUCAAACCAGAGGACUGGAUGCAAAUGCAGCUUGUGGUCAGCUCCGGAACGAGUUCCAGAAAGCUCCUAUGGCCACUGACUCUGACAAUCUGGAAUCCCAGCUACCAAAUAUGGAACUUGCAGCAACCGGAUGACGCGCUGGCAAUGUCGGUUACACGACUGUUUAUGUGAUCAACAUUCUGCUUAUAUGCCAUACAAUAACAAUUUUGCAGUGAACAAUUGGUGAUUGGUGAGAGGUUUUAUGAACCAAAGAUGAACAAAGCCUCUCUUACCAAUUAAGAAGUGAUAGAGCAUGCAGGCCCUGGAUAUAAGUUGUUGGAUUCUUUGGCAUCUGGGAUGAACUUCAUGAGAAACAAGCUACAGGAUUAGGCAUAAACCUUAGGACUUGGGUAUUCAUCUUGUGUGUGUGGGGGAGAGAUUUUCUCAUGUAUUUGACCCCUCUUGCAUGAUAUAUAUUUAUGUAGUAACUAGUGAUUCUGUUUUGUAAAAAUCUGACUCUUAAAUCUUAGUUAAAACAUUUUAUAAUAGUUGAAACGUAAGCUCAUUGGUGUGAAAAGCAGUGUGCUAGUUUUACACAAACUUUUAAGUACAGGAUUUUUUUCCCCA